This is a messenger RNA of Humulus lupulus (European hop), 1032 nucleotides long. RefSeq lists its product as uncharacterized. Bases 1 to 1032 code for a protein of 343 amino acids. The record is from RefSeq and is a predicted model, not a curated record. Lineage: Eukaryota; Viridiplantae; Streptophyta; Magnoliopsida; Rosales; Cannabaceae. The transcript has a single exon.
AUGGCUUUCUACAAUCCUAUGCUGAUUAUUCUCUUUACUUAUACUAAGGGUGAUACUCAAAUCAAUGUUUUGGUGUAUGUUGAUGAUUUAAUUAUAUCUGGGAAUAAUUCCGCUGCUUUGAAGAUCUUUAAGAACUAUUUAAGCACGUAUUUUCAUAUGAAGGAUCUCGGGGUUCUUAAAUAUUUUCUCGGGAUUGAGGUAGCUCAAAGUCCUGAUGGUAUAUUUCUUUGUCAACGAAAGUAUUCUCUUGACAUCAUUUCUGAGACUAGUGUUCUGGGUGCUAAGCCCGCGUCUUUUCCCAUUGAGCAAAACCAUCGGCUUGCUCAUGCUUCAGGAGAUUCUUUGUCCAUUCCUGAACCUUAUCGUCGUUUGGUUGGUCGUUUGAUUUACUUAACAGUCACUCGUCCUGAUUUGGCACACUCUGUUCACGUUUUAUCACAGUUCCUACAAGAACCAAGACAAGAACAUUGGGAAGCCGCCUUGCGUGUUGUUCGCUAUUUGAAAGGCUCUCCUGGACAAGGAAUCUUACUUCGUGCUAAUAGCUCUCUUUCCUUGACUGGUUGGUGUGAUUCUGAUUGGGCAGCUUGUCCUCUUACUCGUCGCUCUCUCACAGGUUGGCUUGUGUUUCUUGGUCAUUCCCCAAUUUCCUGGAAAACUAAGAAACAACCUACUGUGGCACGUUCUUCGGUAGAGGCUGAAUAUCACUCUAUGGCUUCUCUUACUUGUGAAUUGAAAUGGUUGAAGGGUCUUCUCCUUAGAUUGGGGAUUCAACAUACUGAUGCUAUUGGGCUAUAUUGUGAUAGCCAGUCGGCUUUACAUAUUGCUCGGAAUCUAGUCUUCCAUGAACGAACAAAGCACAUUGAAGCAGACUGUCACUUUGUUCGUGAUGCUAUCCAAGACGGCACUAUUCUUCCUUCUUAUGUUCCUACAACUGUUCAACUUGCAGACAUCUUUACCAAGCCUUUGGGGACCCGUCAAUUUCAGUUUUUUCUUUCCAAGUUGGGCAUUUAUGAUCCUUAUGCUCCAACUUGA